Molecule: messenger RNA, 2466 nt
Organism: Ricinus communis (castor bean)
Lineage: Eukaryota; Viridiplantae; Streptophyta; Magnoliopsida; Malpighiales; Euphorbiaceae
Product: exocyst complex component EXO70A1
Exons: 11
Coding region: 391-2334 (647 amino acids)
Biological process (GO): exocytosis
Cellular component (GO): exocyst
Molecular function (GO): phosphatidylinositol-4,5-bisphosphate binding
Source: RefSeq, a predicted model, not a curated record
AUUCUUAUUUCCAAUAAUCCUUAAAAGAGUUUUCAAUUUCUUAUUGUUUCAAUAUAGUUUUGCAAAAGCUCAAAAUCUCUUCACAAGCGAAUUAUUUUGUAAAAAAAAAUAUAAAAAAAAAAAUCUCUACAUCUCGAUAAAAUACUUUUUCAGAUUUUAAUUUAAAAUAAAAUAAAAUAAAAAAGAGAUACAGUAGUCAAAGAGAACCGGGGCCCACCAACUGAACGGCUAUAAAUGGACCUACCAAAAGAAAUCCAUAUUCCUUCAUAACUACUUCAUAUUUUGUCCCCACCUGCAGCUCACAAAAACAAAUGGUUAAAACACAAGAUCAUCAUCUCUCCUUCUCACAUUCUCUGUAAUCAAAAUUCAAUCCACCAUAGAGAAAAAGAAAUGGGAGUACCACAGACGAUGAUAGCGCUGCAAGAAAGAGCAGCAUUCAUGAAAGAAUCAUUACAAAAGAGCCAAACAAUAACCGACAGCAUGGUAUCCAUUCUCGGUUCUUUCGAUCAACGUCUCUCCGCUCUCGAAACCGCCAUGCGUCCUACUCAGAUAAGAACACAUUCCAUUAGGAGAGCACAUGAAAAUAUUGAUAAGUCCCUGAAAGCUGCUGAGGUUAUUUUGGCUCAAUUCGACCUCACCCGAAAGGCGGAGGCUAAGAUAUUGAGAGGACCACAUGAGGAUUUAGAGAGCUAUUUAGAAGCAAUUGAUCAGCUGAGAAGCAAUGUGAAGUUUUUUAGCAGCAAUAAAAACUUUAAGAGUAGUGAUGGUGUGCUUAAUCAUGCUAAUCAAUUGCUUGCUAAAGCUAUUUCUAAGUUAGAAGAUGAAUUUAGACAGCUACUAACCAACUACAGUAAGCCUGUGGAACCUGAUCGUCUAUUUGAAUGCCUUCCGAAUGCAUUACGACCAUCAGCAGGAGCAACAGGAUCACCUAAGCUACAUGGUGAUACUACUAAUAAUAAUGCAAAGAGUCCUACUAAGAGCUUGGAAGCUGCUAUUUACACUAUUCCAACUCUUAUUCCACCUAGGGUUCUUCCUUUAUUGCAUGAUUUAGCUCAACAAAUGGUUCUAGCUGGCCACCAACAGCAACUCUUUAGAAUUUACAGGGACACUCGGGCUUCAGUUUUAGAACAGAGCAUCAGGAAAUUGGGUGUUGAAAGGCUCAGCAAAGAUGAUGUUCAGAAAAUGCAAUGGGAGGUUCUGGAGGCCAAGAUUGGGAAUUGGAUACAUUAUAUGCGGAUUGCUGUGAAGCUUCUAUUUGCCGGAGAAAAGAAAAUUUGUGACCAAAUUCUUGACGGUGUCGAUUCUCUCAGGGAUCAAUGUUUUUCUGAAGUCACUGUAAACAGUGUAUCUGUGCUUCUUAGUUUUGGAGAGGCUAUAGCAAAAAGCAAGAGAUCGCCCGAGAAGUUGUUUGUUUUAUUGGACAUGUAUGAGAUAAUGAGGGAACUUCACUCUGAGAUUGAAUUACUUUUUGGUAGUAAAGCUUGCACUGAAAUGCGGGAAGCUGCAACGAGUUUGACAAAGCGGCUAGCUCAGACAGCUCAAGAGACUUUUGGUGAUUUUGAAGAAGCAGUUGAAAAAGAUGCUACCAAAACUGCUGUUCUUGAUGGAACUGUCCAUCCUUUGACCAGCUAUGUGAUAAAUUACGUGAAGUUUCUGUUUGAUUACCAAUCCACAUUGAAGCAACUCUUUCAAGAGUUUGAUGCAAGUGAUCCAGAUGAUCAGUUAGCAUCUGUAACUACAAGGAUUAUGAUGGCUCUUCAAAAUAACUUAGAUGGAAAAUCCAAGCAGUAUAAAGACCCUGCACUCACUCAAUUAUUUCUUAUGAACAACAUUCACUAUAUUGUGAGAUCUGUGAGGAGGUCAGAAGCAAAGGAUUUGUUGGGAGAUGACUGGGUGCAAAUACACCGGAGGAUUGUACAACAGCAUGCUAAUCAGUAUAAGAGAGUUUCUUGGGCAAAGAUUCUGCAGUGUCUGUCUGUUCAAGGCAUGGGUCCUUCAGGUAGUAGCGGUGGAAUGAUGGAUGGUGGCAGUACUGCCAGCAACAUCUCAAGAGCAGCGGUAAAAGAUAGGUUCAAGACUUUCAAUGUGCAAUUUGAGGAGAUCCAUCAAAGACAAUCUCAGUGGACAGUACCUGACAGCGAAUUGCGUGAAUCUUUGAGGCUGGCUGUUGCUGAAGUCCUCUUGCCUGCGUACAGAUCCUUCUUGAAACGCUUUGGGCCUAUGAUUGAGGGUGGCAAAAACCCUCAAAAGUACAUCAGAUACUCUCCUGAGGAUCUUGAUAGAAUGAUGAAUGAAUUCUUUGAGGGUAAGACAUGGAAUGAACCAAAACGAUAAACACCUGAAGAAUCUGUAAUAUAUUAUAAUAAAUUAUAUAUAUAUAUUUUUUUAACUGGCAACUAGAGUUCAAUGUAUAAAUACAACGGUUCAAUAAUUAUUAAUUUUGGAAAUUCUGUUUCUUUUUGCUCA